Messenger RNA from Kwoniella shivajii, 3243 nucleotides. RefSeq lists its product as uncharacterized. Bases 1 to 3243 code for a protein of 1080 amino acids. The record is from RefSeq and is a predicted model, not a curated record. Gene Ontology annotation, cellular component: IRE1-TRAF2-ASK1 complex. NCBI's taxonomy places the organism in Eukaryota, Fungi, Basidiomycota, Tremellomycetes, Tremellales, Cryptococcaceae. The transcript has 8 exons. Gene Ontology annotation, molecular function: protein serine/threonine kinase activity; ATP binding; RNA endonuclease activity. Gene Ontology annotation, biological process: protein phosphorylation; mRNA processing; intrinsic apoptotic signaling pathway in response to endoplasmic reticulum stress.
AUGGUAUCCACAGCAUCAAUCACCUCACAUAUAUUAGCAUUCUUAAUACCUCUGAUAUUGCUUUCGACCACAUAUGCAACACCUGAACCUGCAGCUUUGGUAGCUUUACCUCAACAUACCACCGCACAAUCGUCAAGAAGAUUCGCUUCACAUCAUACAACCCCUCCUCCGUUGCAAAUCGAUCAUGAUGUGCUUCCUUUCGUCAUCAUAUCAACCAUUGAUGGUGCUCUGCAUGCUGUAGAAAGGGAUACGGGUAAGAUCAAAUGGACAUUGAAAGACGGCGUCGAACCAUUAGUUGGUGGUGGAAUUAGAGGUAAAGGUAACGAUGAAGAAUAUAUCGUUGAACCGUUAAGUGGAAGUCUGUAUGUGUUCGAAGAUGAUGAUGGUCAAGAGACAAAGGAAGGUGAAAAUCCUGAUCCUAAAUUGAGAAAACUACCACUUUCAGUGGAGCAACUGAUCGAGCUUUCCCCGUUCACUUUUCCACACUCUCCAAGUCGGAUUUUCACAGGCGCAAAACAUACCUCACUUCUCACAAUCGAUCUGCGCACGGGACAACAACUUAACUGUUUCUCCUCUUUCGGUACAAAUUUCUCUCACCCGGAAGAGGAUGACUGCAUCUGUGAUAGUGAAGAUUUGUUGGAUGAUUUAGAGGGGAAAGGAAGGUCGAAUAGAGAUUUGUUAUUCGUUGGAAGAACAGAUUAUCGACUGACAAUUCAUUCACCUCCACUCGCUUCCGUCGGUCUUUCACCUUCCACUUCUACAAUGUACCAAAGUGCUGUGGAAGCGAAAAGAAAUGCCGGUGCUCAAGAGAUAACGUACUCGACUUAUACACCGAACAGUUAUGAUAGACCUUUGGCAGAAUAUUGGCUCAAGAACGGUCUAGCCGAACAAGGAUGGGGUAUAGAAGGAGAAAAGAAAACACGUGUAGAGCUGGCUUAUGAUGGUGAUGCUGUCGGAGUCGAAAAUGGAAAUGGUGUGAAAUGGGUCACAAGAUUGAAUAGUGUAGGAAUCGCCGUGUACGACAUCCUUGUACCACUUGAUUCACCCUCUUCCAACCCAAUCCUUGUGCCACAACCUCCUCCGCAUCUUCCUACUUUAUUCCCUCCUACAUCCCGACCUUACCAGCAUUUCAUCGAUAUAGCCAAGAAACCUCUAUCCACAUAUAUCGGUUCGGUCCCUCUUCAACUCGCCCUUCCGCCUUCAGAAAAUUUGACCACUUCUUCGCGUACCAAUUCAACGGGCGAAGGUAGAUCGCAAUCAAGACGAAGUAAACCACUACUUUACGCGCUUUCAUCUUCCGCCUAUCCUCUUAUCAACUUCGCUCCUCCUCCUCGACCAGGAAGUCUGACCAACGGUUCAUUCCUCUUGACAGAAGAUCUACCUGAAAAAGACCAACUCUUACCAUAUCUCAUUGAUCCCCCAGCGGAGAAUAAAGCCUUGAUCUUAGCUAAACCGCCUGCACAGCCAACCUCGCAAAUCAGCGAAAGACCAACUUACCGAAGAGGAUGGCAUUGGUGGCUCAUAGGUACCUUAGGGACUUUACUCAUAAUAUGCGGAAUAGCCUUGACUCGAUUCGCUCGUGCUCCUCGGGUCAAACAAACAUCUUCACCUGCUGAUGAGAAAACACCUCUUCUCAUUGCUCCUGAAGCUGCUCAUAGUGAUGAGAAGCCUGCGGACGGCAUCGCCCUACCCGAACUUGCCCCUCCCCUCGAUGAAGAAGCGCCUACGCCGAAGAAGAAAUCAACCAGACGUAGAGUUAGAGGGAAGAAAAAGAGACGUGAUUCAUCAGCCGCAUUGUUGGAAGAAGGGGAAGAGGACGAUGAUGAUAGACUGGAAGCAGGGUCUCCAAAGAAAGAUGAAAAGCCCUUACCUGAUUUGCCAAGAGAAAUGUCAUCUACAGAUUUACUGGAUCACGAAGAUAAGGAGAGAUUAUCAAUAUCAGACACUAUCAUCGGGUUUGGAUCUCACGGCACCGUUGUACUCAAAGGAACUUGGGGGGGAAGACCUGUAGCUGUGAAACGACUAUUAAGUGAUUUUACUCGCUUAGCAAGUCAAGAAGUGAAAUUGUUGCAAGCGAGUGAUGAUCACCCCAAUGUGAUAAGAUACUAUUGCCAAGAAAAACGCGAUAACUUUCUUUACAUCGCUCUUGACCUCUGUCAAGCUUCUCUGGCGGAUCUCAUCGAAACUCCCGACAAGUAUCUUGAAUUAGCAUCUUCUUUGGACAGGAAGAAAGCUCUUACUCAGAUAACGGCGGGCUUAAAGCAUUUGCAUGGUAUGAAAAUCAUCCAUCGAGAUAUAAAGCCUCAGAAUGUACUCGUGCUGAGGGGUAAAGACGGGUCGUUAAGAACGCUUGUUUCUGACUUCGGUUUAGCUCGACGUUUGGAUCAAGGGCAAUCGUCAUUCGCACCUACAGCGAACAAUUUGGCUGGAUCACUAGGAUGGCGAGCUCCUGAGUGUAUCAGAGGGCAAGUCAAACUAAACGAAGGAGUGUUGUUCGAUCCUGCAUCAACAUUUUCAUCAUCAUCUUCAACACAUUCAAACUCAGACGAACACCUCGUCCUGAGUGGAGAUAAGAAUAAUCGAUUGACGAAAGCCGUCGAUUUAUUCGCUUUGGGAUGUUUAUAUUUCUGGGUAUUGAUGUCCGGUGAACAUCCUUACGGUGAAACAUAUAAUAGAGAAAGCAAUAUAGUCAAAGGUGAAGCUGUCAAUAUGUCUAAAUUGGAUGUAUUAGGUGAAGAAGGUGAAGAGGCGAAACAGUUGAUAGGGAAUCUCUUAUCAAUGGAACCUGGUUCCAGACCAGAUACAUCGGAAUGUUUGAUACAUCCAUUCUUCUGGACACCAGGGAAAAGACUAUCAUUCUUGUGCGACGCAUCUGAUCGGUUCGAAAUUAUGGAAAAUGACCCACCUGAAGCGACUUUGGUGUUGCUGGAAACCGAUGCUUCGGAUGUAGUAGGGAAAGACUGGUAUUCGAAAUUAGAUAAGACGUUCAUAAAUAAUCUUGGUAAAUAUAGGAAAUAUAAAGGUAAUAGUGUAAGAGAUUUAUUGAGAGCCAUGAGGAAUAAAAAACAUCAUUAUCAAGAUUUAGAACCAUCAGUGAAAAAACACUUAGGUUCAUUACCUUCUGGAUUCUUACAUUAUUUCACGGUCAGAUAUCCAAGGUUGUUCUUGCAUGUUUACGGAGUGAUCAAACAUAGUAUAUUAAGGCAUGAGUCAAUGUUUGAAGGGUAUUUCCAGGAAUCGUAA